Molecule: messenger RNA, 771 nt
Organism: Helicoverpa armigera (cotton bollworm)
Lineage: Eukaryota; Metazoa; Arthropoda; Insecta; Lepidoptera; Noctuidae
Exons: 5
Coding region: 79-732 (217 amino acids)
Source: RefSeq, a predicted model, not a curated record
ACAAAACAUGUCACAAAAUUAGACCGCAAUAACCGUACAAAAUAAUAACCAAAUACACGCUAUCCAUCAUCUGCAAAAAUGCAAAAAUCCCCAGAAUUUGAUUUCAACAAGGUCCUUGAUCAGACACUGUACACGUAUAUGGUAGAAAACUUACCAAAACAUGGCGAGAGGCAGGAUUCUCAUACGAGCUUAUCAGAGCAUGAUGAAAAACCCUGGUCUCCUGCUCAAGAACAUGGGUUUGUGAAUAAACUGCGACCCAUGGUCGUGUUAAUUGGUGUUACGACGAUAAUUAUAGGAGCGGUAUUGUUGCUGGUUGUGCUGCUAAUAGCUGGAGAUUAUGACAAAUUGUAUGCUACUGAAGAAUCUAGGCUAAUAAGCCUGAUGUCUUUUGGUGGUUUGGUCAUUCUCGUGGUCAGCGGGAUGAUGUUACUCACCUCUAUAAAGUUGAACAAAAAGAGAGUUAUGUGGUAUUACAUACUAACGUCUACAGCACUGUGCGUGUACAUAUUCGUCCUGUCCGUUAUGGAGAUACAUUUUGCACUAUUGGUCUUAGAAAGAGAUACGUACAAAGUAAUUCAAACAGAAAACAGUCAUUUUCUUCUCAGUACAGCGUGUGUCGUCGGCAUAGCGACUAUGUUGGGAUCAGUGAUCCACUUCGUAGGCAACGUGACAGUGUUUACUUACUACAACUUGAAGUACAUACAUCCUCUUCUAUUCAACUGUCGUGCGUGAAUUGUGUCUGCAUUGUAAAUAAAUAGUUAAUAAACAAGA